GAAUGCCGUCAUCCUUCUGCAUGGCCUUGGGGGUGUCUAACACCCACCUGCUACCAGGGAGACUCCUAUUUUCCCAGCUCCCUGGGCCCAGAAUGUGAGGUUCUCCUGGGAGAAGGAAGACACCCGGCUCCAACCCAACAAGAACCGUUCCGAUCGCUCCAGUAGAGUUGUGAGCCAGUCAGUAGGAGGGGGCACAGCGAGGUCCUUCCUCCGAGGCAGGGUGGCCUGCGGACGCGGACCAGGACCCGAAUCCGGCACGGCGGAAACCACUCAACGGCCCUGCCUCCCACUGAGCGGACAGGGGUCCAGGCAAACCACACGCAGAAAGAGGAACCCAAGGUGGAGAUUAACAAAAGGGGCAGGAGACGGACAGCUGGAGCUAACAAGACUUCCUGUGAAGCGAGUGAUAACAGGGCCGGGCCACGCUCUGGGGACGAUGCUCGGCUGAUAGGAGACUGAGCAUUUCUCAAAAGGCCGACCUGGGAGAGAAUUCUUCACACACACACAGAGAGGGAGACAGCCACAGGGGCGUCUUGGUGCUGCUGGUCACCCACAAAAUUCCGCCGGGUGCCUCCAGGACCGCCGGGGACUUGAUUCGGGGUGUUCACUGUACAGAAUUGUCUAGGAGCCCCGGAAAACAGCACCUUCGAAAAGCCCCUGAAACAGCCCACGAGAGACCCACGAAGUUGGCCAGCCAGUCCAGCGUGGGUCUGGUCAUGGUGUUUCUGUGGGAUUUCGCAAGCCUCCUGGUGCUCCUGAGCUCGGCGUGCUGUGAAGACACACCCCUGGCAAAGGAGAACGUAUCUCCCGUGAUAAACAGGAAGCUAGAUCCAAUGAAAAAGAUAUUAACCUGGAGUUGUCGGGGAAAUGUGACGGAGCAAGAAUGCACAAUCGACACCCCGCCCAAAUCUUCCACCAGGCAGGUCCCGCAGGUCCGAGAAGACAACACCUACUUCUGCUGGUUUCGCAACGCCGUCCUGCACCGAGGCGCCACCCUGACCGUGACGGGGACCAGUGACGGGGACGCGUUUCAGGACGUCUUGCACUUUCAGAACCCAGGCAGGGAAGGCUCCGGGGCGGUGAACUUCUCCUGCCUCAUUUACAACGUGCAUUUCAUGAAGUGCAGCUGGCGGCCCGGCCCCGCCGCCCCCGCCGACGUCCAGUACCGCCUGUACGGCUGGACCUCCAGGCAUGACCAGGAGGUCGAAUGCCCCCGUUACAUCCAGGACGCGAGGGGGACACGGGUGGGCUGUCAUUUCGACGAGGCUGUGCGACCCCAGAUGACGGACGCUUACUCCUUCUGGCUGAACGGAACCAGCAACGAGGCCGCCAUCCAGUUUUCGGACUUCCGUCCGUUCAAAGCCGUUCAAAUCGAGAAGUACAACCCCCCGGCCAACCUCACGAUUCGCGACAACGGAUCCCAUCACAUUGUCCGGUGGGCCCCCCCUAAGACGAGAUUCGAGGUGUCGAGUCAGGUCCUGUGUUACGAACUGGACGUCCAAACAGAGGGCAGCCCAUCCAGGAUGGACCCCGUUGUUCUGCGGGGAAGCGAGGAGAAUGUCUACGUGAUACCCAGCUCGUCCGCGGACGCCCAGCGCACCGUCCGAGCCCGGGUGAAGUUCCUGCGCGGCGAGCUGUGGAGUGAGUGGACCCCCACCGUGCGUUUCCGCACGGGGGAGCAGGACGGCAGCAGCGGCUCCACUCUGGGGCUCGUGGGGCUGGUGGCGGGGACAGCGGCAUUGGUGUUCACCAUGCUGAUGUUCUUCUGCACGAAGUUCCCCCUGAGACACCUGCUGUUCCCGCCCGUGCCGCAGGCGAACAGGGAGGUGAUGGGGACCUUCGUGCCCUUCCCGGAGAUGGCCUGGGACAGGGACAACCCACCUCUGAGCGUGCAGGACCCCGAGGACAUUCUCGCAGUGGAGGAGACGCAGUCCUUUGCGAGCAGACAAGCAAAAUCCGGGGACCCAGCGCCUCCCAAGCACACUUCCGAAAACGUCAGUCCUGAGAGCUGUCCCCUCAGUGUGUCAGAUUGAGCCGUGACUCGAAAUGUCACCAUCCAAUCUGGGCCCGUGCCUUUUCUA
Molecule: messenger RNA, 2081 nt
Organism: Molossus molossus (Pallas's mastiff bat)
Lineage: Eukaryota; Metazoa; Chordata; Mammalia; Chiroptera; Molossidae
Product: granulocyte-macrophage colony-stimulating factor receptor subunit alpha-like
Exons: 12
Coding region: 717-2033 (438 amino acids)
Biological process (GO): cytokine-mediated signaling pathway; immunoglobulin mediated immune response
Cellular component (GO): membrane; external side of plasma membrane
Molecular function (GO): protein binding; cytokine receptor activity
Source: RefSeq, a predicted model, not a curated record